This is a messenger RNA of Phalaenopsis equestris, 1209 nucleotides long. Its product is annotated as peptidyl-prolyl cis-trans isomerase CYP26-2, chloroplastic. Gene Ontology annotation, cellular component: chloroplast. Gene Ontology annotation, molecular function: peptidyl-prolyl cis-trans isomerase activity. The coding region runs from base 47 to 991 and encodes 314 amino acids. The record is from RefSeq and is a predicted model, not a curated record. The transcript has 2 exons. NCBI's taxonomy places the organism in Eukaryota, Viridiplantae, Streptophyta, Magnoliopsida, Asparagales, Orchidaceae. Gene Ontology annotation, biological process: protein peptidyl-prolyl isomerization.
ACAAAAUAAAAGAAAAGCUCCAAAUCCACUCUCACCACAAACCCCAAUGAAAACCCUUAUCCCCGCCAUCCCUUCUGCCCCACAACCUCUUCUCCCCUCUUCGCAGCCACCGCCGCCGUCCCCCUUAUCGCCGAUCAUCUCCCGCCGCCUAGCCCUCAACCUCACCCUCUCACUUUCUUUUCCCUCCCUCCCCUUCCCUCCCCUCUCCUCCGCUCUCCUUUCCCCAUGCCCUUCCUCCGCCACCAUAACCUCCGAAUCCUUCCUCGACAUCUCCAUCGCCGGCACUCCCGCAGGUCGCAUCACCAUCGGCCUCUUCGCCGACGCCUUUCCCGCUGCCGCGGCCCGAUUCGCCGCUCUCGCGUCCGGCUCCCGUGGCCUCAGCUUCCGCCGGAAAGAGUUCGUCAAGAUUACCCCCACUUUCAUUCAACUCGCCGGCGUCCAAUCCUUCGGCAUCGAUGCAGAUCUUGUCGCCGAGUGGGCGGCGGAGGCGGAUCGGUGCGCGGGGUUGAGGAGCACGGCGGGAACGGUGGGGAUUGUGGUGAGGAAUCCGGCGAUAUCUGCUCCGGCUAUGCGAAUCGUGGCGAGGAAUGGGAGGAUUGAGGUGGUGGAGGAGGAGGAGGGGGAGGUGGGGACUAACGGGACUGAGAUUAUGAUCGCGACGAGGGAGUCGCCGGAGAUGGAUGAGAGGGCGGUUACCGUCGGGAGGGUGGUUGAGGGGAUGGAGGUGGUGGAAAAGAUCGCCGGCGUUAGCAAGGUUAGAGAUAACGCCGGAUCGCCCUACUUCAGGUGGAAUAUGAGAAAUUGGAUCUCAACAGAGGAUAAUGUGCGGCGAUUGAUGGCGAAAUAUAACAAUUUUGAUUGUCACAACUUCCACAACCCUCUGCCUUCGGCUAACCCUGGUCAACUCCUUCGAGCAAAUCUGGUCAUCACCCUGGCCAGAUCCGAAAGCCGCCUCCGUCCAUCAUCGACCGUCACCUACAUCUUGGGGUGAAACACCAUGCGAAGCGUCCAUUGACACCGCAUAAUCACAUAGCAACAUACAAAACAAUGCAUAAUCCUCAAUGUCGUGUUAACUCCAAAGAGAGUGCAUUAGAGCUCUGAGAGUCAUUUAUUGCUAUGAUCCCUCUCUACAAGUAUAAUACAAGACGACGAGUUCUUCCGCGCAUCGACGUUGUAACUCGAGAAAUUGUAUCUCUUUUCUGCCUAUGA